UCGCUAAAAGUCUGCUGUAACUUUAGACAAGUGCAAUAUUUUUCAAUUGAAAAUUACGUUGAAUAUUAGUAAUCGGUUAUCAGCAAAGGAUGUCAGAUACAUCUGUUGCCUCACCGUCGGAUGAGUACAACAAAUUAACAUCCUACGGCUACGAGGAGCAGCUUUCUUCACCAUCUUCAUCGCUACGAUUUUCUUGUCAAAAAAAUAAUCAGGUCGGUACAGUAGUUUUAUACGGAGUGCCCAUCGUCUCGUUAAUAAUCGACUCGCAAGAACGUCUGUGCCUGGCUCAAAUAAGCAAUACGCUUCUGAAAAACUUCAGCUAUAACGAAAUCCACAACCGCAGAGUGGCAUUGGGUAUAACCUGCGUACAAUGCACUCCGGUACAGUUGGAAAUCCUCAGACGAGCCGGUGCAAUGCCAGUUUCUUCCAGACGAUGCGGAAUGAUCACAAGACGCGAAGCGGAACGACUCUGCAAAUCGUUCCUGGGAGACAAUUCGCCUCCACGAUUACCAGAAGAUUUCGCGUUCCAAGUACACCACGAGUGCGCGUGGGGGUGUCGCGGAUCUUUUCUGCCAUCGAGAUACAAUAGCUCGAGGGCGAAAUGCAUCAAAUGCUCUAUUUGCGGUCUGUUUUUCUCGCCUAAUAAAUUCAUUUUCCAUUCGCAUCGAACGUCUCCAAAUGCCAAGUACGUACAACCAGACGCCGCUAAUUUCAAUUCGUGGCGAAGACACAUGAGACUGAGUGGUGGUCCUCCUGAAGAAAUCACUCACGCUUGGGAAGACGUUAAAGCUAUGUUCAACGGCGGCACGAGAAAACGCAUGAUGAACGAUCAUCAUACCUCGGAACCUUGUAAAAAAAUAUCGCCAGUGAUUAAACCUCCGAAGGAUUCGUCAUCUCCGCCGCAUCCGUUUCCAUUACCUGUUGUAUCGAGCUCGGCUCGAGUUCCUCCUUUGCCUUUAGUUAUGGAUUACGUAUGGCAGCAUAAUGCGUUGAAAAAUAAUACAUUCGGCUCGUACACGACGUUUCCUUGGUUUUCGAGCGCUACCAAAUUGGGGUUUGGAUUGCCGUCCACGAACUCGACGUUUUUCUUCCCAAAAUACGAAACUGCAUCGAGGCUGUAUCCGUCGGCAUUUCGACCCGUAUAUCCGAGUAUACCUUCCUCUGUCAAGGAUACAGAACAGCCAGAAGACAGCGAUGAUGAAGAAGAGACUGUAGAUAUUGAAACGUGUAACGAAGAUGAUACGAAAAGUGUUUGGCAAAUACACACACCAGAUCAGGCGAGAAAAUGAACUUGAUCGUAAGUGGAUUACCAUUUAUGCUAUUGUGAGAGAUAAUCAACGCUUCGUUUUCGAUGUGUACCUGUACAUGGACUUCUUCAGCAUAAAACUGCAUAACACAUACAAACAGUUAGGUACUUACUAAUCAUAAGUAUUUUUAAAUAAUGUAGGUACCUAAAACUACUUUUUACCGAAUUGAACCGCUCAUGUCAAAAAUAAUAUGUACUUAUAGUACCUACAGCAUAGAAAAUUCGGCAAAAUAGGUAUUUAUGUACUAUCCUACUUACUUACAUACAGUUAUGCUGCGGUUUUUUCUAUUUUCAGAGUAUUGAUAAGUGUUAUCAAGAAAAUGUACCUAUUUAUUUAGAUUACAUGUAUUAAUUAUUUUUUGUAUGAUACGAAAAAAAUGUGUAAAAUAAGUAAGUAUAAGUAUUAAUAUACGAUAACUUUGUUAUGUAAUUACUUACCUGCGACCCUGCGUUUUAUGUUAUAAAUAAUUUUCGCUGUAGCCAAGCUUUUUUAGUUACCAUACAACGUAUUUCUAAAUAUACAUUUACUAUGUACCAAUACCGCGCGAUGAAAUUUUUUGUAUUUUUUUCAUAGGUUUACCUACCCCUUCGAUGUACUGCGUGUAGUUAGGUAAAAUUAGAUCACUAAAAAUCUAUACGGUUGUACGAUAAAAUAUA
Planococcus citri (citrus mealybug) is the source of this 1963-nucleotide messenger RNA. RefSeq names its product fussel (gene fuss). Gene Ontology annotation, biological process: negative regulation of transcription by RNA polymerase II; negative regulation of BMP signaling pathway. Bases 90 to 1289 code for a protein of 399 amino acids. Gene Ontology annotation, molecular function: SMAD binding; DNA-binding transcription factor activity, RNA polymerase II-specific; RNA polymerase II cis-regulatory region sequence-specific DNA binding. The transcript has 4 exons. Gene Ontology annotation, cellular component: transcription regulator complex; nucleus. The record is from RefSeq and is a predicted model, not a curated record. NCBI's taxonomy places the organism in Eukaryota, Metazoa, Arthropoda, Insecta, Hemiptera, Pseudococcidae.